GCUGAAAUGCGCUUCCCGAUGUACACCGUCCCUUCAGAGGUGUUGUUGAACAUGGAAGAGAUCAGACCACAUGAAGACCUCAAGGAUGCCGGAGCAAUCGCGGUCUUCGAGACGAGCAUGGGCAAAGCUGCCUUCGUCUCGCACCAAUGGGUCACGAAAGCGCAUCCUGAUCCCGGGUUGAAGCAACUGCAGGUGCUCCAGGGUGCCCUGAGACAUCUCCUUCACGGAACGGGGUUCGUCCCUUUGGACCCUAUCACUGAAGCGAUUGUGCCGACAGCCAAGAGUUUAUCAUUACAAGAGUUCCAGUCCUCUCCACUUUUUCUCUGGUACGAUUAUUUUUCUUGCCCUCAACGCCGAGAGGGGUCUUCUUUUGUUGACCUUGAGAAGGCCAUCGACAGCAUUCCAGCUUACGUCGCUCAGUGCGACUUCUUUUUCGGGCUGUGCCCUGUCAUCGAUUGCCCUAGUGAGGAGAGGGUGUUGACAACGAAAAGCUGGAGUGAAAGAGGUUGGUGCAGGGUUGAAAGACUGUUGCGUGAGUUGUCUAACAACGACAAAUGGGUUCUGAUCAAGAGCAGUGCAUCGCUCGAACUGGUGGGCUCGGCUUUGGGAUUCCUCGGCGGAUCAGCCGGUGAGGGUCAGUUCAGCCGGGCGGACGACCGAGCCAAGCUAGCCCCAGUUCUGAAGCGAGCUGUGCUACGAAAGCUGAGUCUGUGCCUCAACGCCAAAGACUUUGCAGGCUACCGCCGGCACUUGAACAUGCAGGCCGUUCACUUGAGAGGCCUUGACAUUGAAAUCGUACACGACCUCAUCCCAGGAUUUGAGGGCGAGCUUGGAAGUCCGGAUGUCGUGUCGAAGUUCCUUUACCAGAAUGGCUUCUCCACAGUCCGUGAUGUCGACGGUGCAGGGUGGUCGCCACUGCACUACGCCGCUUUGAGCGGCAGCUCAGAGUUAAUCGAGGGACUCUUGCAGCAGCGUGCCGAUCCCAACCGUCGAACGAGCAAAGACCAGCCGCAGCUCGGAUGCCCUCCUUGGACCUCAGCCCUUGACCUUGCCGUCUUCUUCAAGAACGAUUCAGCCCGGCUGCUCGUUGCUGCCAGGGCCCGGCUCGAGGGUGGAGUGCAGCCCGCUAUGUCCUAUGCUGCCAUGGCUGACAAUGCAUCUGGUGUUCAUCUUCUUUGCGAUGCGAAAGGUAGCCCACUUGCAGAGGGCAUUCUAGGCGUCUCUGUCUUGGAAACAGCAGCAGCCUACGGAGCCGCAUCAGUUCUCGAAGCCCUUGUCCUGCGGGCCCCGGAAAAUGCUUUGGACUUCUCCAGCGCCCUCUUCAGCACCAUGUUCACUCGAGGAGGUACGGCGGAGAUGGUCGACAGGCUCCUGGAGCUACGCGCCGAUGUCAAUUGGCA
This is a messenger RNA of Symbiodinium sp. CCMP2456, 1400 nucleotides long. The record is from the annotation of a GenBank genome assembly. Lineage: Eukaryota; Dinophyceae; Suessiales; Symbiodiniaceae.